Acanthaster planci (crown-of-thorns starfish) is the source of this 2230-nucleotide messenger RNA. RefSeq names its product cytochrome P450 3A6-like. Gene Ontology annotation, molecular function: heme binding; oxidoreductase activity, acting on paired donors, with incorporation or reduction of molecular oxygen; steroid hydroxylase activity. NCBI's taxonomy places the organism in Eukaryota, Metazoa, Echinodermata, Asteroidea, Valvatida, Acanthasteridae. The record is from RefSeq and is a predicted model, not a curated record.
CAAGAUGUCAUCCAUGAUCAACGAAUGCUGUGAUACGCUAGUAGGGAACAUCAAGAGGGCAGAGCAGGAUGGACAACCUAUUGAGUGUAAACGGUUGUACGGUGGUUUUACCAUGGACAGCAUCGCAUGGUGCGGUUUUGGGUUGAAGGUCGACUCCCAGAAAAACAAGAACGAUGAAUUUGUCGUCAACGCCCGUAGGGUAUUUUCGUUUGAACGAAGACCACUGAUGUUACUUGUCAAUUUUCUCCCUUUUUUGAAUCCGAUCUUCGAGUAUUUUGAUGUGGCUUUGAUGCCGGCCAAGGUCGCCCAGUUCUUUUCUUCGGUGACUGAUCAAACUCGUAAGCUUCGCAAAGAGGAAGCACUUAGCAAUGACCGUAAAAAGCAAAUAGAUAUGCUACAGCUUCUUUUGAAUGCUCACAACGAAACUGUUGAAGGCGACGACGAGGAGGCAGGGCCCCAGCUUCAAACACUAAAAGGCUCCAAAAGGCCACUUACCAAUGACGAAGUCACUGCUCAGACUAUACUUUUCUUUCUCGCUGGAUACGAGACCACGAACACUCUUCUGGGCUUUGCCUCGUACCUUCUCGCAAUAAACCAAGACUGUCAAGAGAAGCUCUACUCGGAGAUACUAGACGCGGCCUCAAGCCGCGAUCUAGUCAGCUAUGACACUGUCGGCAAGAUGACUUAUCUAGACAUGGUGAUAAAUGAAUCGUUGCGGUUCUACCCACCUAUUGCAGGAUUCUUUCGCACUUGCAACAAGACCUUUUCUCACAAGGGCAUCACAUUCGAAAAGGGUACCCAGGUCUUGAUCAACAUAUACGCUAUCCACCAUGACGAGAAGUACUGGCCCGACCCAGACAAGUUUGAUCCCGAGAGAUUUAGUCCGGAGAGGAAGGCCUCUAUUCCGCCCAUGGCUUUCAUACCAUUUGGCUACGGUCCUCGCAACUGCAUCGGGAUGCGUCUUGCUUUACUGGAAACCAAAAUGGCGCUGGUGCGCACUCUACAACAAUAUCGCUUGGAUGUCUGCCCGGAGACACAGAUUCCACUCAAACUCAAUGCCGGUCUUUUCACUUCACCGAGGGAAGGCAUCAAACUACGUCCAGUGGCCAGACAGUAACAGCUGAUCAGCGUCAUGCCAUUCACAGUGGAGUCAAUAAUUUGUGUAGUAUUGUGCUUCCCGCCAUAGAAACAGACACUAUCUAUGAUAAUGUCCCAUCAGCAGCGGCGUAUCCAGCUUUUAGUGUGUGUGUGGAGGGGGGGGCAAAUUCAAAAUCGAAUGCGGCUUUGGGUUCAUUCAACAUGAUGUUGGGGCCAACAAUUCAAAAGACAAUACAUCUACUCACGGUACUAACAUCUUUGAUUUUAUUUGCUAGUGUUUUUUCUUAGUUUUUUGGUGCUAAUACUUGAUAGAUAAAUCUGCCGAUUACUUUCUUUUUUUUUCCUUUGCGGGGGGGCAACCUACCCCCCGCGAAGGAUUGAAAAACCUGCUCCCCCGCCGGCCUACCCCUUCAGAAUACGCCACCGCUCAUCAAGUUUCCAUGCAGAUCGGGGAAAUUGGGAUGUGGCUUCAAUUCCUUUGUCUUUUAAACAGUGUGUGGGCGAGCUAGACCGUUUGUGAGGAGCAAGUACUUCAUACUAUGCAAUAUGAUUCAAAAUCCGCUUAGCUAGGGCCACUGCAAUCAUCCUUUUCUCAUCUGAGCAUGCCUUUUUUAAAAAACACUGUGCCUAUUAUUUCAAGAUGGAGUGCCCAAACCUUAUGGUCAUUUUAAUAAUCACAGUGUUGUAUAUGAAAAACAUGUAUGUAAAGUAAUUCAUGACUUUCGGGAGAAUGAUGUAAGUUUAUUAUUUGACAUAUUUUUUAAAAUUUUCUUUUAGAAAUUAGUAGAAUUAGGGUAUCAAUGUAUUAGUAAUACGAUUCUUUUAGAGUGCGCCUCCAGUAGUUUGCAACUCGUUGACCAAUCACAAUGUGCGAAAUCUGUUGACCCUUUCCAAACGCGCACUGGGUCGACAUAUUUCGACGUUGCAAAUUCUUGUAUGCGCUCUAUUGUGAAUCGCCCGUAUUUUGCACACCAUGUAAUGUUGUAUGUAAAUCAACUUAGUUUCACUAUGUGUAUUUUGCGAACGAUUUCUCUAUUUCUUUAUUUCUUAAGAGAACAUUUACUCAGGAAAUGUAGACAGUAUUAUAUUCAAAUUAUAGCUGAGAAAAUAUCUGAAAUAUUUGAAACAAGAG